This is a messenger RNA of Xenopus laevis (African clawed frog), 4384 nucleotides long. RefSeq names its product REX1, RNA exonuclease 1 homolog S homeolog (gene rexo1.S). The coding region runs from base 90 to 3497 and encodes 1135 amino acids. Gene Ontology annotation, molecular function: nucleic acid binding; exonuclease activity. NCBI's taxonomy places the organism in Eukaryota, Metazoa, Chordata, Amphibia, Anura, Pipidae. Gene Ontology annotation, cellular component: nucleus. The transcript has 16 exons. The record is from RefSeq and is a predicted model, not a curated record.
AGGACCCAGUUGAUCCCGCCCCUGGGCUUUAAAUAUCCAAGAUGGCGGUGGUCUGUUUGUCCCGGUGACCAAGUCCCAUAGAUGAUAGGAUGCUGAAGAAUACCGGCUACUUCCGGGGGCUCGAAUGCCCAUUUAGGGAGUGUUGUCGGCGCCCGUACUGUCACUUUAGGCACCGGGGGAGGGCAGCCGGGAACGUAGUUCCUGAAGAGACCCAAGUCGGGGCGGAAUAUGACCCAUACAGCCCAGAGCUUCAAACUCUGCUGCCAGGCAGUGCUGAUGAUGUUGUACUGGGGGCUAUUUCUGAACCAAGAUUGGAUAUUCUGGAGCUGGAAAGAGUCAAUAAAGCUAUUGAGGCAGUAAAGAGUGAAGUGGAGAGAGAACAAAGAAAAUAUAAAGAGCUGCUUGAGACAAAAAAGGAGUACAAUGCUUCCUCAAGCAGUGUUUCACAGACUGAUGCUUAUUCUCCAUUGGAAUAUAAUCCAGGGAGUUGCAAAAAUGGCACAACAGACUACAAUCCCACACCACUAUCAAAACCAGACAAAGUAUUUUCCAAAUAUACCCUGAACGAUUCUGGUGAAGGGAAUAGCAAGGGUAGGUUUAUGGAGUAUGUUCCAACUACAGUUGCACCGGCCGCAAAAUACAAAACAAACAAGUAUGUCAUUGAUAAUUCUAAACCACCUACAUAUCUAGAAUAUGACCCUAUGUCCAAUUACUCAGCUAGGCUGUUAAGCAAAGAAAGAGAGCAAAAAGGGACCAAAAUAUGCAGAUUGGAAAAUCAAGAAGAAAUGUACUCCCCUUCAGUCAAAAAGGUUUGCAGGAAUGCCUCUGAGAAUUUGGUUGACGCUCAGUUUUCUGAUUCUGGGGACGAGACUGAAUCACAGUAUUCUCCACUUAAAGACCGAAAACUUACAUCUAAAAUAAAAGAGGAAGCCUUGCCCAUAGAGAGGGCCAUCAAAGCUGAAGGAAAGGACAGGUUUUCUGGAGAGGUGAAGGAGAUGGCUGUACAGUACAAUAUGGAAGAUAUUGGCCAACUGGUUACGGCUAUCCAAAGUAAAGUUACUAUUGUCAGCAAGAGUGACUCAACCAAGGAGAAGGGGAAAGUACAUAAUUUUGUAAAGACAAAAACGGGUAAAGAUGCUAGUAUUGGAAAAGCUGGUAAAAAAUCUUUUGCACUAAAGCAAAAACCCGAGACCCACAAAACAGAGAAGGUUAAAUCCAAGAAUCAUAAAACGGACAAGAAAAGUUCAGUUAAAUCCUCUGCAGAGUCAAACAAAAAGAAGUCGGGAAAAAAUUUGAGCAAAGAGAAACCGUUUAGAUCUGAAGAGGACACAAAGGGUGGAGUGAAAAAUGGAAAAUAUAAUACAAAGUUUACAAAGAGUGAAACAGCAGAAAAGUCUAGGAUAUCUACAGGUAGUAUAAAGGCUAGGCCAAAGCGACGGUCUCUCAGUCAUGCAGAUUUAUUUGGGGAUGAGAGUAGUGAGGAGGAUAUAAAAAAGAAAAAACACCGGUCACGUGAUUCUAGAGCAGGGUCAAAUAAAGGAGGACAUAGCGACACCGAGGAACAUUGCAGUAUACAGAAUAGCAAGGUUCUUCAAAGACCUUCAACACUGUCUGUAGAUGAGAUUGAUUUCUCACUGGUAGAAAAAGAGGUGGAUUCUGACUCUGAUCCAAUGGAGGAGUGCCUGCGGGUAUUUUAUGAGUCUCAAGAUGUAAAGACCGAGGACAAGGGCAGAAUUGCAAACCAGCCUCAAGUACAAAGCAAGAUAUCAGAAGAGACUUUGACCACUUUAUUUCCUGGACAGAAGAGGAGAAUUUCUCAUCUCACCAACCCACCUAAUGAAGAAGUUUCUAGCAAGCCUGUAAGCCUACCAUGCCGCCGCUCAACACCUCAGGAAAUGUGUUAUCUACGAAUCCAGCGAGCACAGGAGCAGGCUGUACAGCUCCUUGCACAGCAGGAAGUAAAAAAGUUGACAAGCACUGCUCCUAAAACCUCACUGUCUCAGCCGGGGGCAAAGAAGAGAAUAGCGCAUGUGCCUGAUAUUCCAUCAUCCAACAGUCAGGCAGUUACCCCAGAAAUGGAGAACGCUGCUUCAGUUGGUAUGGUUUCAUCACCCAGUGGUUUAUCCUCUGCAAUAAAUACUCGAACUCUGUCUGGCAUGGCAUCCAAAACCACCACCACAGUAGUGCAAAAGAGACAGGCACAUGCACCAUCACUACAGAGUGCCACCUUGAAGAGACCAGUAAUUCCUGCUGAAUUUGGUGCUAAAGUUCCAACUUCUGUACGACAACGUUACCUCAACCUUUUUAUUGAUGAGUGCCUACAGUUAUGUGCUUCACAACAAGAGGCAUUUGACAAGGCUCUCUUUGAGGAAAAAGGGGUUUAUAGUCGUAGCACAAGUCGUAAUAUUUACUUGAAUGUGGCAGUUAAUACUUUAAAGAAACUGAGAAAUCAAGGACCAAGUAAUAAAGCAUCUUCAUCUAAAAGCAUGAACAAGAAAGCUGUAUCUCAUGAAUAUAUCCUGGGAGGAAAGCUAGCAGCAAAAAACAGUUUUUCUGUGCAAAGCAACAGUGGUCACAGAGAGGAGAAACUUUCAGAUGCUGCUUUGUAUAAUAAACUGAAAGAUUAUAUGCUAAGUGAAGAGCAAAUGCAAGAGCAUGGAUACCCGAGGGCUCAUCCUGAUAAAGCUGGAAAAGCCGUGCUUUUUAAUACAGAGGAAAAGAGGAGCUCGGAUUCUUCCUGCAGAGUGUGCUGCCGCUGUGGAGCAGAAUAUUUGGUGUCUACUAGUGGAAACUGUGUGCGCAGAGAGGAAUGCAUCUAUCAUUGGGGUCGUCUGCGCAGACAGAGAGUGCAUGGCGGUUGGGAGACUCAUUACAAUUGCUGCUCUGGAGCUGUUGGAUCAACUGGUUGUCAAACAGCCAAACAACAUGUGUAUGAUGGCCGCAAGGAGAACCUAGAUGGAUAUGUGAAGACGUUUGAGAAAUCACAGCCUGUUGAUAGCAAUCCUGGGAUUUUUGCCUUGGAUUGUGAAAUGAGUUAUACCACACAAGGCCUGGAGCUGACCCGUGUCACAGUCAUAAACUCAGAACUCAAAGUUGUGUAUGACACUUUUGUUAAACCGGACAACAAAAUUGUUGAUUAUAACACAAGGUUUUCAGGUGUGACAGAGGAGGAUUUACAGAAUACUGCUAUGACGCUGCGUGAUGUACAGGCUGUCCUGCUCUCCAUGUUUAGUUCUAAAACUAUCUUGAUUGGUCACAGCUUGGAAAGUGACCUAUUUGCACUUAAGAUAAUUCAUCGUUCAGUAGUAGAUACAGCCAUAGUCUUUCCCCAUCGUUUCGGAUUGCCAUACAAGCGGGCGUUGAGAUCACUAAUGGCAGACCACUUAAAACGUAUCAUUCAGGACAGUGUGGAGGGUCAUGACUCCAGUGAAGAUGCUUGUUCCUGCAUGGAGCUCAUGAUCUGGAAGAUAAAGGAAGAUGCUAAAGUGAAACGAUGAUUCUUGCACAACAACCAUUAUUUCAUGACAGACUGAGUCCUCAGAUGGAAGAACUAAACCCCUGCAGCAAGGACCAAAUUCAGAAAAUGGAGUGGCCUUUAAAUUUGUUGGAGACGUUUUAUUGUGGAGGCUACUUGUUAACCUAGUAAUAAAAACGUUAUUGUUCAAAUGGUAAACUCAAAAUGCUGGACCUGGAUCUCUCGGCAACCCCAUUUCCGGCAAAAUCAUAUUUUUGUUAGGAAACUGACAUUCAGCUGGUGCUGAAUGACUUAUUAAAGCAGUUGAAAAAAGUACUGAAAAAAUAGUCUAUUUCCUUAAGGCUUAUAGCUUCAGGGCAUUUUAAUUUCUGCUACCCAGUGUGGAAUACAUUGCAUUGAUGCAAAUGGGAUGUUUUAGUGUGCUGCCCAGGAACGAAUGAUCCCUAACAUUUUCCAUUCAAAUUUUUUUAAAAAAAUUGAUAUUCAGGUAGUGGACAUUUUGGUUGCCAUAACCCUAAAAUUUUCAAACAAAUCAGUAAUUGUUUGCUUAUUUAUUACCAUAUAGAUUAAAAGUGGGGAAGUAAGCCACUUCCCCCUUUUCCUUUUUUUUUCUUUUGUUAAAAGCAUUUUUUAUGUUCAGUGUUUUCAAAGCAAUAUGUAUAAAAAAAAAUACCUAAGGUAUUAAGCAGGCUAUGAAACCUGGAAAAUCAUUUUUAAGUAUGCAAAAUAUAGGAAGCUUUUGAAAGAGAUGAGAACAUACCAGGUAGAGCUAAACCACCUAUAUCUCUUUAUUUUAAGUUGUAUUUAAUUUAUAAACACUGUUUUUGUACUGUAAGGUCAGCGCAUUUAUACCAUAUCUAAUGCGUUGCUGUUAAGAUCAGUUGUAAUUAAACUUUACAUAAUUAUUCA